AUGAACUGUUUUCAUGUCAUCGCAAGAUACAAAAAGCUAUUGUACUCACCGCCCAGUUGUCCUCUGUUAGAUCUUGGUGAAUUGAUGAAUUCUUCGAAUAGUAGGAUUGAUUUUUCCAAAAACGACAAAUCAAUGAAAUCUUCCAUUGCAGACAGCUCAUGUGUUGACUUUGAAAGACACGGUUGA
Heterobilharzia americana is the source of this 186-nucleotide messenger RNA. The record is from the annotation of a GenBank genome assembly. NCBI's taxonomy places the organism in Eukaryota, Metazoa, Platyhelminthes, Trematoda, Strigeidida, Schistosomatidae.